Messenger RNA from Cornus florida, 3081 nucleotides. RefSeq names its product homeobox-leucine zipper protein HDG2-like. Gene Ontology annotation, molecular function: DNA binding; DNA-binding transcription factor activity, RNA polymerase II-specific; lipid binding. NCBI's taxonomy places the organism in Eukaryota, Viridiplantae, Streptophyta, Magnoliopsida, Cornales, Cornaceae. The transcript has 12 exons. Gene Ontology annotation, biological process: regulation of DNA-templated transcription. The record is from RefSeq and is a predicted model, not a curated record. Bases 348 to 2540 code for a protein of 730 amino acids.
UUUCUCCAUCUGUUUUUCCCCCUUUCACCUCCCUUUCCUCCACUACUUCUCUCUCCGGCCAUUCUCUUUUCUCUCUCUCUCGAUUUUGAUUCUCUUUCUUUUCCUUUCUCUUGUUCAUCUCCUCCUUAUCUUCUUCUCUGGUUUGUUGACUUGUUUUUUGAAUUGGUAUCGCUUUCUAUUUCGUCCUCAUCUCUCCAUCUGUACUCGUUUGGCUGCUUCUUACCCCUUGCCCUAUAAAUACCGACCAGACCAUGCUCAAAUAGUGCACAAACAGAUCUAAGCUUUCUCUUUUCAUAAGAGCUCUCGAAGAGUUAUCUAGCUUCACAAAAACAAUACUCUUUAAAGAUAUGUUCCAGCCAAACAUGAUGGAAGGACAGCUUCAACACCCACUCAUCAUGGGUUCAGCCACAUCCGAAACCGAUUUCUCUUCUAUCAGAGACGAAGAUUUUGACGGCAAAUCCGGCAGUGAGAACCAAGAUGGUGCCUCCGGCGAUGAUCAAGACCCUAAUCAGCCGGGGAAGAAGAAGAGAUACCACCGCCACACUCAGCAUCAGAUCCAAGAAAUGGAGUCUUUCUUCAAGGACUGUCCACACCCAGAUGACAAGCAAAGGAAGGAACUGAGCCGUGAAUUAGGGUUAGAGCCGUUGCAAGUCAAAUUCUGGUUCCAAAACAAACGCACCCAAAUGAAGACUCAGCAUGAGCGCUUUGAAAACAAUCAACUCCGAGCUGAGAACGAAAAGCUUCGUGCUGACAACAUGAGGUACAGAGAAGCUUUUGGCAAUGCCUCUUGUCCCAAUUGUGGAGGCCCAGCUUCCAUUGGAGAGAUGUCAUUCGACGAACAUCAUCUCCGCAUAGAAAAUGUUCGAUUAAGAGAAGAGAUUGAUCGCAUUGCAGCCAUAGCUGCAAAGUAUGUUGGCAAGCCCUUGGUGAACUACCCUAUUCUUUCACCACCAGCUACUCCCCGUGCACUUGACCUUGGGGUUAACCAUUUUGGGGGGCAGACAGGGCUCGUGGAGGACCUGUAUGGAGCAGGAGACCUACUCAAGUCUUUCAGUGGUGGUCCUACUGAGGCCGAUAAGCCAAUGAUAAUCGAGCUCGCGGUUGCAGCCAUGGAGGAACUAACCCGAAUGGCACAAAUGGGUGACCCUUUGUGGAUGCCAGUAAUUGAUAGCAGCUCCUAUGUGCUAAAUGAAGAUGAAUACAUGAGGAUAUUUCCAAGAGGAAUCGGCCCCAAACCUACUGGAUUCAGAUGCGAAUCAUCGCGUGAAACUUGUGUUGUUAUAAUGAACCACAGCAGCCUUGUUGAGAUUCUUAUGGAUGUGAAUCAAUGGUCGACUGUGUUUUCUGGUAUCGUCUCAAGAGCUAUGACCCUUGAAGUCCUAUCAACUGGAGUAGCAGGAAAUUAUAAUGGUGCCCUGCAAGUGAUGACUGCUGAAUUUCAAGUCCCUUCGCCGAUUGUUCCUACUCGUGAGAACUACUUUGUUAGGUACUGUAAACACCAUGGUGAUGGCACAUGGGCAGUGGUUGAUGUUUCUCUGGACAGUUUACGCCCUAGUCCAAUAAUGAGAUGCCGGCGAAGGCCAUCUGGAUGUUUCAUUCAAGAAAUGCCCAAUGGAUACUCAAGGGUUACAUGGAUUGAGCAUGUUGAAGUAGACGAUCGCGGUGUCCAUAACUUAUACAAGCCCCUAGUUCACUCUGGUCUUGCAUUUGGGGCAAAGCGUUGGAUUGCCACUCUUGAUCGACAAUGUCAGCGCCUUGCAAGUGCUUUGGCAACAAAUUUUCCAACCAACGAUAUUUGUCAUUCAGUGAUAACAACUACGGAAGGAAGAAAGAGUAUGUUGAAGCUGGCUGAGAGAAUGGUAAUAAGCUUCUGUGCUGGAGUGAAUGCUUCAACUGCUCACACAUGGACGACGCUAUCUGGAAGCGGAGCUGAUGAUAUUAGGGUCAUGACCAGGAAGAGCGUUGCUGAUCCCGGCCGUCCUCCUGGCAUUGUGCUAAGUGCAGCUACUUCUUUCUGGCUUCCAGUUACACCAAAGACUGUGUUUGAUUUCCUCCGUGAUGAGAACUCCCGGAAUGCGUGGGACAUUCUUUCCAAUGGAGGAGCUAUUCAAGAAAUGGCACACAUUGCUAAUGGCCGAGAACCUGGUAACUGUGUCUCACUAUUGCGAGUCAAUAGUGUCAAUUCAACCCAGAGCAACAUGUUGAUACUACAAGAAAGUUCCAGUGACCCAACAGCCUCAUUUGUCAUCUAUGCACCUGUGGAUAUUACUGCAAUGAAUGUGGUACUAUGCGGUGGAGACCCGGACUAUGUGGCUCUUCUUCCCUCAGGAUUCGCUAUACUUCCUGAUGGACCUACAGUGAAUCCAGGAGGCAUCACUCAUGCUGGUACCGGUGGAACUCUACUGACUGUCGCGUUUCAGAUUCUGGUCGAUUCUGCUCCUACUGCAAAGCUUUCUCUUGGAUCUGUCGCGACUGUCAACAACCUCAUCAAUUGUACCGUGGAUCGGAUUAAGGCUGCAGUGCCAGGCGACAACAUAUGAUUUUCAUUAAUAAGACUCAAUUUGCAGUAAAAAAAUAGAGCAAAAUAAGGAGAGGAAAAGGGGAAAAUGGUAGAGAAAGAUGGUGGAUACUGAGCUAUAUAUAUAGAAGAUGGAAAGAAGUCAAGAACGCACCUUGUGUGUGUUCCUUUUGAACCAUGCAUGGUGUUUGGUGCGUGUGCAGGGAGUCAUCCCUUCAGCUUGAUUUAGUUUGCAAGGAUGAUAUGGGUUCGGGUAUUGACUUCUCCAAACAAUGUAAAAGAUAUAUGAAGAAUUUAUUAUAUAUAUAUAUAUAUAUAGAGUAAGAGAGAGAGAGAGAGAGAGAGAGAAUUUCAAUUUACCUUUUUCAUUUUAAUUUUCGUGUCUUAGGUCUAGGGCGUUUUGUAUUGUGCUAUUUCAGUUAUGUAAUAUUGGUGUUUGUUCCCUUGUUGUUUGUGUGUUUUAAAGUGUUGGUUGUUGGAAAAGCUUAAAUUUGUAAUAGACAUGUACCCCUUUUCCCCAUUUUAAGAUCUAUUGAAAUAUUUUGCUCUAAUAAUUCUGAGUC